Aspergillus steynii IBT 23096 is the source of this 6306-nucleotide messenger RNA. Its product is annotated as type I polyketide synthase. NCBI's taxonomy places the organism in Eukaryota, Fungi, Ascomycota, Eurotiomycetes, Eurotiales, Aspergillaceae. The coding region runs from base 1 to 6306 and encodes 2101 amino acids. Gene Ontology annotation, molecular function: 3-oxoacyl-[acyl-carrier-protein] synthase activity; fatty acid synthase activity; phosphopantetheine binding. The transcript is spliced from 8 exons. Gene Ontology annotation, biological process: fatty acid biosynthetic process; secondary metabolite biosynthetic process. The record is from RefSeq and is a predicted model, not a curated record.
AUGGAGCGUCCCGGAACUAUUCUCUUCUUCGGAGACACCUCAACGUCUGUCAUCUCGGCUCUGUCACAGCUGCUGGAGUCCGAGCGCAAGGAUACACUUCUCUCCAGAUUUCUUACGUUGUCAAAGAAUGUGCUUCGAGAUAGCGUCGAACACCUUCCACUGCACGUGCGUCAAGAUGCUAGGAGAUUUACAGAGCUGUAUGACUUUACAGAUCCUCAACAUGGGAAAUCAUCGAGUCUUCGGGUGCUGUCGCCAGCCCUCCUCCUGAUUGCGCAAUUAGGCCAGUUUAUAUCCUGGUACGAAACACAUCCUCACGCCGACUACCCUAGCCCACACAGCACAGUGUACAUUGGACUAUGUGUUGGACAAAUAUCUGCCUCGGUUAUCAGCCUGUCAUCGAAUUUACUCGAGCUUAUUCCUCUUGCGGUCGAGGCUGUUCGACUCGCAUUGAACCUGGGUAGCUUGGUUUUUACGGUCCGAAAUGACCUGGAAUAUGAUACUGAUGGAGCCUCGUGGGCUCUUACUGUGGAGAACAAAAUUAUCGAGAAGCAGCUUCUGGAUUUAUCGCCGGAAGCUUUGGGAAUUCCUCACAGGAAGCAAGCAUAUGUCUCUGCAAGCUUUGAGAAUACCACAACGAUACAAGGACCACCAACUACACUGGCCAGACUAAAGCAAGCUUUGAUCAACCUGAAAGAGGUUAGCUCAAACCUCUCCGGACGCCCUGUCGCCAUCUAUGCACCAUAUCAUGCUUCGCAUCUUUACACAGAAAAGGACGUGCUUGAGCUUAUGGACAGUUCAUGCUCAAUUAAAUAUGCAUACAGCACCGAGACCUGGCACAAAGAGCAACCGGAAAUGCUGUCAACAAGCUCCGGCUCCAGUAUUCCGGUGACCAGUCGUCGAGGUCUAUUGAACGCUGUGCUUGAGGAUAUUCUGAUUAAGCCAAUCGAAUGGAGCAACAUCAUCGAGGGGGCGAUUUCCAGUGUGCAUUCUAUUGGCCACACCAAAUGGAACACCCAAUGCUUUGGCCCUCUUCACUCUCAGAAGUCACUGGUCGCUGCUAUUAGCGCUGGGGCCGAUGUAGAGAUUUUGCUAGCAGACAUGAGCACCCACUCUACAACGAGCCAUAGUGGAGAGCCACUAAAUACCCCCAUUGCGAUCGUCGGGAUGGCAGGCAGGUUCCCCGAUGCAGACAGUGUAGAAGAGUUGUGGAGGCUUCUUGCAGAUGGUAUUGACUGCCACAAAGUGAUCCCAAACGACAGAUUCGACCCCGCAACGCAUCUUUCGAGCGACAAAGGCGCAUCGAUGUACGGUAACUUCAUGAAAAGUCCCGGCAUGUUUGAUGCCCGCUUCUUCAACAUGUCACCCAGAGAAGCGAUGCAGACGGACCCGCAGCAGAGACUGGCCCUGGUAACGGCCUACGAGGCUUUGGAAAUGGCAGGCUAUGUGCCGGGCCGAACGCCGUCUACCCGUUUGGAGCGGGUCGGGAGCUUCUAUGGUCAGACGACGGAUGACUAUAAAGAUGUGAAUAUUGUUCAGGAUAUCGAUACGUAUUAUGUGUCGGGUGUUGUGAGGGCCUUUGGGCCUGGACGCGUCUCACGAGCAAACCAACUUGGAGGACCCUGUCUCAGCGUCGACACUGCCUGUUCAUCAAGUGCAACAGCACUCAACCUUGCCUGCACCUCGAUCUGGAGCAACGAAUGCGACACCGCCGUAGUUGGCGGAAUGAUGCUUCUCAACAGUCCCGAUAUGUACAAUGGCCUUGCUCGAGGACAUUUCACGUCCGACAACGGACCCUGCAAGACCUUCGACGACGAAGCGGACGGUUACUGUCGAGGUGAGACCGUUGCAAGCGUUGUUCUGAAGAGACUCGACGCUGCUCAGGCAGACAAUGACAAUAUCCUUGGCGUCAUCCUGGCUGGCGGCGCGAACUAUUCCGCGUACGCUGCAUCAAUCACACAACCUCAUGCGGGGGCGCAGGAGACUCUUUUCCGGAAGGUCCUGCGCCAGGCAGCCGUGCAUCCUUUCGAUAUAGACUAUGCGGAACUCCACGGGACGGGAACCCAGCUGGGUGAUUCUGUGGAGAUGACAUCCGUUACAAAUGUGUUGGCACCGGAGAGCCCUCGCCGACCUGCAGAUCGGCCAUUGUAUGUUGGCUCAUUGAAGGCAAAUAUUGGACAUGGGGAGUCGGCUUCCGGUAUUUCAGCCUUGAUAAAAGCGCUGUUGCUGUUUCAGAAAGAGAACAUUCCGCCUCACGUCGGCGUUCAAAGCGGACGACUUAACCGGAAGUUCCCGGCGUUGAAUGAGCGAAGAGUGAGGAUUGCUGAUGAUUUGGUUCCAUUCUCUGUUCGGGCUGGUCGCAAACGAAAGAUUCUUAUCAAUAAUUUUGGCGCCGCAGGUACUAAUUCAAGCUUACUACUUGAAGAGGGAUCUUCGGUGUUGGAGAUAAGUAAGCCCAUCGAGCGUGAACACUUGGUCAGCAUCACGGCGAAAUCAGCAACAUCACUUAUCGGGAACUUGAGGAAUGUGGCUGCUUAUCUCGAAAGGAAUCCGCAGACAAGUCUACUUGACCUGGCAUAUUCGACAACAGCACGAAGAGUGCAACACCCGCUCCGGGUUUCUAUUGUGGCCUCUGCUAUUGACCAGGUCAAGGCGCAAUUAGGGCCCAUAAUUGAAAGGCAAGACUUCGGAUCAUCCUCAAAAACACCCAAUCUCGUAUUUGUUUUUACCGGUCAAGGCAGUCUCUACCACGGAAUUGGGAAGCAAUUCUUUGAGCACAAUACACUCUUCAGGACGGAGCUCGCUCGCUUCGAACGUAUUGCUACAGAGCAAGGAUUUCCCCCUUUCAUUGGCGAUGUGGUCAAUGGUACAGGAAAAAUGAAUGAUAUCUCACCAGUGCAAACUCAAAUUUGUCAUGUGGCGAUUCAAAUGACUCUCUUCAAGCUUUGGUCGUCGUGGAAUAUCUCACCCUCCACAGUGAUCGGGCACAGUCUUGGAGAAUACGCAGCCUUGUAUGCAGCGGGAGUUUUGUCCGCCAACGACACGUUGUACCUGGUUGGUACACGUGCCUCUCUGUUGGAGUCACUCUGUACCAGUGAUACACAUGCUAUGCUGGCUGUUAAUCUGUCAGCGGAAAGUGUCCACAGUGCCUUGCAAGACCAGAUGAAAGAUUUAGAGAUCUCUUGUUUCAAUAGUCCCCGGGAUGUGGUUUUGAGUGGCCCCGGUGCUUCAAUUCAGGACGCAGAGAGACACUUGAAAGCGAAUGGUAUAACGUGUACUAUGCUCAAUGUGCCUUACGCAUUCCAUUCCGCGCAGGUCGAGCCAAUAUUGGCGUCUUACAAAGCUGCAGCGAGACACAUUACCUUUUGCUACCCGCGAAUUCCCGUCCUGUCAACCUUACUGGGAGAAGAAGUUACGGGAUCAGACCACUUCACGCCAGGGUAUUUUGCCUUCCAUGCCCGAAAGCCAGUCAAUUUUGUGGGUGCUCUGGAAGCGGGACAAGCAAAGGGAAUUGUGCGACCAGAGUCAGUGUUCCUCGAACUCGGCCCUCAUCCAGUAUGCCUCGGGAUGAUCGGAGUGACACUGGGCUCCCCUGAACGCCUGCUUCCGACUCUUCGACGGAAAGAAGAACCGUUCGCCACAACGUGCAAGACGCUGGCGUCGCUGAACAACAGAGGGUAUGAAAUUGACUGGAAUGAGUAUCACAAUGGGUUCGCGGAUCACCCGAGGCUAUUGAACCUCCCUACUUACGCGUUCGACGAAAAGAAGUAUUGGAUUGAUUACAAGGGUAACUGGCUAUUGCAACGGAAUGCGGACAAAAAUGCCCAUGUGGAUCAACCAGCAAAGCCGUUGACGACCACCGUGCAACGAGUUCUUUCUACAAUGGAAGUUGAGAGCAAACAGGCCUCCGCUGUGUUUGAGUCGGAUCUCGCAGAUCCAGCUCUUCAUUCUUUGAUUGCAGGACAUGUGCUGAAUGGCGUGGCGCUGUGCCCGUCGGGUGUUUUCUCAGAUAUCGCCUUGACUGUGGCAAAUUACUUCCGCGAGAGGUUCGAGUUCGAUGGUCCAGUCUCUGGCAUGAAUGUCGUCGACCUGCAUAUGAUGAAGCCUGUAACAAUGCCAGUCGAGCGACCGAAUCAACCAAAGCUCUUGCGCAUUUCGGGGCAGGCAGAUCUGAGAUCCGGCCGUGUCGAUAUACAAGUUGGCAUGUAUAAUUCGCAAACUGACGAAGUGGAUAAUAACGCGACCUGCCACGUUGAGUUUGGAGAUGCGCAAGUAUGGCUGCGAACUUGGAACAAGCACGCAUAUCUCGUUCUGGAACGAAUGAGUGACCUCGAAAGAGGUGUAGCCAGAGGCAUCACAAGUCGCAUUUCUCACGAGAUGGUGUAUAAGCUGUUCUCGACAGUUGUUGACUACGACACGAAGUAUCACGGCAUGCAAGAGGUCAUUGUUGAUUCAGAGAAGCUAGAAGCAGUCGUCUCAUUGUCGCUGUAUAAGGGUAGCGAUGCUGGAACAUUCUUCUGCUCCCCGCUCUGGCUGGACAAUCUUGCGCAGAUUGCCGGCUUCGUGAUGAAUGCCAUCGGGACUGUCAAUCCACGCGAAUUUACCUACAUUUCCCAUGGCAUUGACACUUACCAGAUCGCGGAGGAAAUCCGUCCGGAUUUGCCGUACCGAGCGCAUGUGCGAAUGAUCCCUGGGGACAGUGGUGUGUUUGCGGGUGAUGUAUCUGUUUUCCAGGGCGACCGGAUGGUCGCUAGCUGUGGGGACGUGAAGUUCAAGAGGAUUCCGCGAGCGUUGAUUGAUAAAAUCCUCUCAUCCAGCUCAACCAGUGCGACGAAUUCAAAACAGUCGGCGCGCAUUGAACCGAAAGCGAAGAAUGUCGAUUACCUUACGUCCAAGAAUUUGAGCUUCAAGGAGGAGGUGAAUGAGCCGAGAAUGCCUGACCUGAAAGCAUUGAUUGCGUCGCAGAUUGGCAUCUCGACGAAUGAGCUCUCUGAUGAUAGCAGGUUCAAUGAGUUAGGUGUUGACUCACUUCUCUCGAUGACAAUCUUGUCGCAGCUUCAGGGCUCGCUUGAGAUUCAGCUCCCGGCCUCGUUGUUCACUGAUUUCCCUACGUUCGGCGAGAUGCAGGACUACGUGCAGAGCAUCUUGCGGGAUCAAACAACUGGCGCUCCGACCCCUGGCUCUGCUAGUCCUGGACCAGCAACUCCACCACCUCUCAGCGAAUACAAGGACGAAUCAGACCGUCAUUCUGUCGACGCCCGCCUUCUAGAAGUGUACACCAUUAUCGCGGACGAGAUCGGCGUCGAUGUCCAAGAGGUCCGCUCCACCGACGACCUAUCAGUUCUUGGUCUUGACUCGAUGAUGGCUAUAUCAAUCACGGCUGCGUUAGAAACUCUCGGAGUCCAUGUUCCCACCGACUUCUUCGGCGACCUGUCUUCGACAAAAGACAUCCACAAUGCCCUGAGCGUUCAAUUCGGCGCGGCACCGAAGCCAGCUUGCUCUUCGCCCAAGAUCCCGCAGAAAACGAGUAAGAAAAGCCCUUCUUCUCUCCCAUUCCCUCCCUCGAUCAUCCUCCAAGAUGCAGCCUCCGCAGUUCAAACCCUCUUCUUGUUUCCGGACGGAAGCGGGCUCGCCACUGCGUAUGCCCGGAUCCCGCCGAUUUCGCCCAACACCCGCGUCUGCGGAUUGAACAGCCCGUUGCUAAACUCGGCCAACAGUCACCUAGCUACCAUUGAGUCGCUCGCGGCGGAAAUGCUCCGGGCGGUGCGGGCCCGGCAGCCUCGCGGGCCGUAUCUGCUCGGCGGGUGGUCGGCAGGCGGAAUGUUUGCUUUCGAAGCGGCGAGACAGGUGCUGGAAGCAGGUGAGCAGGUUGCGGGGCUGCUUCUGAUUGACUCGCCCUGUCGGUUGGUAUUUGAUGCCAUGCCACGCGAGAUCUUGGAUUUAAUCGCCGGGACGGGAGUCAUGAGUGCCGGGGUGAUCGAGAAUUUUGAGCGGACGAUUCGAGCGGUGAAGCGGUAUUGUCCAGGGCCGUUGGGUCAAGGGAUUCCGACGACGCUCAUUUGGGCGAAAGAUGGAUUAGAAAAAGAGCUGGAUAUCACAUCAGUUGAUCUGGACUAUGAUCAGAAGAUCGUGGAGUGGUUGGUCAAGCGAGGAGGUUCACUUGAUACCCAGGGCUGGGAUGCUUUGAUCCCGGCGGGAAGUAUUACAAUUCAGACAGUGCCGGGGAGUCAUUUCAGCAUGAUGCAGGCGCCACAGACUACAAACGUGGGAGCGGCGAUUGCGCAAUCUAUCCAGGACUGGCUUGGUUAG